AGGUAACAAAUUAGAGGGAUAUAAAAUCAAGGGAGAGAACGUAGUGUCAUUUCAAACUUUGAUUCAUACAGGACUAAGCUCAUUUCAUUACGAUCAGGAGUUCUAUAUUUGCAACAAUUUAAGCACUGUGUCUGGUUGGUAACAUUUGUGUCGCAUAGGCUAUUAACUAUAUGGUAAAGCAAUAUCUAGAUCUACAGAUAUGCGUUUCAAUCUCACAAGAAAAAAUAAGAAGAAUGGAAACCGGAGUGUGUAUGUUCCCAAGGAUAGAAAGUCAUUCUUAAAAAAGAAAAACAUCAAGGCUAAGUUGAAACAUUUUGUUAAAAGUGUCAAGGCGAAAGAAGAAAAGUCUUCGAUUGAAAGAAUCAACUUUCUCCACGGGUUGGACCGAAUCCUCUACCAUACGACGCUCUUCUGCCAAACUGUGGUCAAAGAACAGAUGAUAACGUGCCUGAGCUUUAUGCCACGUGACGAGUUCAAGCGACGUCUGCGACAAAAGUUCCGGGAAGAGUUCAAGGCCAUGCGGGUCAUGAACGACGUCAUCCAGUGCGCACACCUUGGCCAGAAACCUUUCAGCUGCCCCAUGUCUUACGAGGCUUACCCCGACAUCGUACAGAGGUUGGAUGAGGUCAUGGUCAAAACGAAAUGCCCUUGCAACGACCCUACCAAUAAGACGUACUUGGACCCCCAGGCUAAACUUCUGGCAGAAGACAACAUUGGCGGGAAAUUUAAAAGUGAGAGAGAGCGUGAGAGACUAGAAAAUCAAAGAAAAUUUGUUCAGGCCAUUCAAAGUAUUGAGGCAAUUACAGCUCAUUUUCUGAAACUACAAACGAACACGCAACAAGACUAAGUCAUAACCUACUUUGAACAAUUUAAUAUGAACAAUACAAUGUAAGCAGUACAAUCUGAACAAUACAAUCUGAACAGUACAAUCUGAACAAUACAAUCUGAACAAUGUAAUCUGAACAAUACAAUUGGGACGAUACAGUUUGAACUACACAAUGUCUUUACACAAACUGAAGCCUAACUUUGUGGUAACGAAAAUCGUGUUAACAAACGUUA
Molecule: messenger RNA, 1059 nt
Organism: Biomphalaria glabrata
Lineage: Eukaryota; Metazoa; Mollusca; Gastropoda; Planorbidae
Exons: 2
Coding region: 200-847 (215 amino acids)
Source: RefSeq, a predicted model, not a curated record